Dicrocoelium dendriticum is the source of this 4660-nucleotide messenger RNA. The record is from the annotation of a GenBank genome assembly. Lineage: Eukaryota; Metazoa; Platyhelminthes; Trematoda; Plagiorchiida; Dicrocoeliidae.
GUACUAAUUUUAAUGGUAAAAGCUGUACCAGUCACCGUAGCCAUUCGCUUUUAUCGGCAAAUCUUACGACGUAUUGAAUGUGAUAGGUCAUUCCUCUUCCUUACCAUAUUAUGGGGUUUUCUCGUCCGAAGGACGGUAACCCGUCUACACGAUUCUACGAGAAUCCAGAGAUUAUAGCUACCUUCGAUCCUGUUCGCACCUGGCUUACUAGGAACCACAAAAAGUAUACGCAAGCUGAGCCACCCACGAACAAAAGUCUCGCUACUCUAUGCUUCCAGUUGUUACAGUUUCAGGAAUCCACAAUGUUGCGCAGUUCCAAACAGUUUAUUAAACUUCCGGCGCAAUGCUUUAUGGAUUUCAAACCCGGUGGUGGACUGUGCCACAUCUUUCUCACUUGCCUAAAGUUCCGUUAUGAUCACAACUGGAAAAAGAUUGAUUUGUCUUCAUCUUCACGAUUGGACAAACAUCUAGAGAUGCUCGCGUGUAUUGAAAGAGAGCUUAUAGCUUCGAAAUGCUGGUCAAAGCCUGCCGUUCACAUUGCAGCUUCUGUUGACAAGGUAUUGGUGGCACGAAUACAUGAUGCCGCUAAACGUCUGCACGUGCCAGUUGUGGAUUUGGCUUCUGAGGCGACUCACAUUUUACAUCCUCCGCCCUCAAACUGGACUGGAGAUAGCCAUGAGGACUCCAGUACUCAGCGUUUCCGCGUCAUAUUUCAAGAGGGUCGGGGAGUUCUACUCCAUUGGCUUUAUUCCCCCGGUUCCCAUACCACAUGGUACACAGGUUUACAGAUGGAGUGGCCUUGCGAGGUGGAAUCAGCCCCUCGCCCCGAAAAUGAUCGCCCGUGGGAUGUGGAUGCUCGGUGGCUUCUCUAUUCUGACGAGCACACCGAGUGGAUGGUGGAAGAGGAUUUUCUGCUUCCCACCGGUUCGCUCAGACCAAGGGCUACGUACACACCCGAUGAAUUUCUCGCCACUGCUGCGGCUGUUGCUUGUGCCUCCAGUAGCAGCAGUGUCAGUCUUCCAACUGCGCAUUAUUCUGUAUCUUCCAAUACGCCGUCAAUGAAUUUGUUGGAACAUUCAGUCAAAAAGAAACGACGAAGAUCUCCUUCUCCUUCGGUCUCCGAUUCUAUUUCCACUCCCGGUAUUCAUAAAAAGCGACGACCUGGAUCUUCAAAUGCCAACGAAAAAAGUUCUCGCCAUUCUGUCGGUCAUAACAGCCACCGAAAAGUUAAAAAAGAGGAAGAGGACGAGACCUCCUGUCAAACUGCCCCAUCGGAUACGAUCACGGAAGAGACGGAUCUAACAAAAGAUUUCGAUGAUCCCGAACCCGUGCACAAGAUUUUUGCCGCACCUGUUGGCAACGGGAUUCCAGCUGCCUCUGUCAAUUCACGCUCCAGCCGUGUCGGUCCCAGCACGGACGUGUCUGCAAGCAAGUCUAUCUUUUUCGAUUUGGACGAAGACAACGACACUGGAGACGGUCUGGAGUGUCCUGGUGCUGCGGUAAACCUGAACGACCCUGUCGUCGAUACCUCCGUCGCACAAAGUGAUGACCUCCGCCAGUCGGGCGCGGCCGGAGCACACACUGAUCUCAGUGUAACGGAGCAAGCGCACUGUAUUGUCAUUCCGUCCUAUUCGGCCUGGUUUGAUUACAAUGCGAUUCAUGGGAUUGAGCGUCGUGCUUUACCGGAAUUCUUCAACAAUCAGAACAAAAGCAAAACACCGGAAGUGUAUUUGGCUUACCGGAAUUUCAUGGUGGAUACUUAUCGUCUAAAUCCACAGGAAUACCUUACUUUCACUGCAUGUCGACGCAAUCUGACAGGUGACGUGUGUUCUAUCCUUCGGGUUCACGCCUUUCUGGAACAGUGGGGCCUAAUUAAUUACCAAGUAGCUGCGCCAUUAACAGCAUCGUCUUCUGGACUGAGCGGGGGUGUAGCAAGCGGCAACACUGCUGCUGAGGCGGCGCGCCUGGCAGUGGCAGCAAGCCUGGGUCCACCGAGUACGGCACAUUUUCACAUUCUGGCUGACAGUGUCAGCGGAUUGCAACCGAUCGGGACGCAAAAUCAAACUGCCAUGGCGUCUUCCGGUACUGGGCAAUCCAAUAAUCCUUCGGAUGCGGCGGCGGACCCCAUGAAAUCUGCUGCGAUCAAGGAGCCAAAUGACUUGAAUGCAGCAGUCAACGGAUUAUCCAAGACUGAAACGCAAUCAGUGGAGGGAACAACUGUGCCAAGUCUGACAGGGGCUGUUCAACCCAACUCUAAAAGUGCUCCUUCCUCCACGAAUGGGAUAGCACCGGAUGCGAAACCGCCGUUUGUUGGUGAUCCUAGUCUCCGAACAGAUCAGUACUUGAAUAGCCCAAGCGCCGUUCGCUCUGUAUGCCCCACUGCAAACGGGGAUGCGAAGCCUGUGAGCGCUCCGGAUGGUGCGCCCCAACUUGCUCCGAAUGCAACACUCCUGAAGGGUGCCAAUCAAGGCGGUUGGACGGAUCAGGAGACCUUGUUGCUGUUGGAGGCAUUAGAGAUGUAUCGCGAUGACUGGAACAAAGUGGCUGAACACGUUGGUAGUAGAACACAGGAGGAGUGUAUACUGCAUUUCUUACGACUUCCGAUUGAGGACGCAUACCUGGAAGGUGCCGAUCCCAUUCUAAAUUUGACUGCACUAGCAAACGCUAGUCAUCCACUUCCUCCUUUCUCGAAAGCAGCCAACCCGAUCCUUUCCACCGUCGCGUUUCUUGCGGCUGCCGUAGACCCUAGAGUUGCAGCUGCUGCGGCACAGGCUGCACUCACAGAAUAUGCAAAAAUGCGUGAUGAGGUGCCCGCUGGUCUUUUGCAUGAACACAAGGUCCGUGUGGAGUCUGCGGUUCGUCUCGGUCAAUCGGUUGAUCCGUCCAAAUUUGGUUUGGAAGAGGUGGGUGGCGGAAAAACCACGGAGCCUGAGCACAAGACGUCACAACCCCCUACUGAAGAGGAAAAGAUACCUUCUUCGGAUGUCGAUUCUGUUUCUAAGCAGAUGUCAGUGAGCUCUGAAUCUCAUGCUGAAAAAGCCGAAUCUGGUGUGCUAGCCACGAGUGUUUCUGAACCAAAGGACGUAUCAGAGAGCGAGGCAAUGGAAUGUCAGCAAGAUGACGCAGCCUACGAAUCGUGCACAGUCACCUCCAAAGACACAGAUACUCCUGCCGAAAUGCCUUGUGUUGAGCCUGGCAAAAGUGAACUCGAAGGAACUGAGCCUAGAGAAGUUCCCCCUCAGAAGCCAACCGAGCUGACAGCUUCUCAGGAUUCUAAAAUUGCUGUCACGGGGACUGUCGACAGGAUUUGUCCAGAGGAUACGAAACAGACCCACAGCAACUGCCUUCCACCUAAUCCAGACAGUCUAGGCACGGCAGCUGCGUGCGCGCUGGCAGCCGCGGCCACGAAGGCCCGUCACCUGGCCAGCGUUGAAGAGAAGCGCAUCAAGGGCCUGGUGGCUCAGCUGGUUGAAACCCAAUUAAAGAAAUUGGACAUCAAAUUAAAACAAAUGCAGGUUAGGCCACAUCGUCACUCUUCUGAUCGCACCCAUUUGUGCCCCAUUUCAUGAUUAACCCGCAUAGAACUGGAUCCUCCGUGUUUUGGUCGGAGUUGGAAGCCAUCAUGGAACGUGAAUAUGAGAUGAUAGAACAGAUGCGUCAGCAACUGUUACAGGAGCGUCAAGUGUUUCACAUGGAAGUAAUAAAGACGAUGGAGAAUCGUGCCCGUGCGUUGGUUCAUCAGCAACAACAGCACCAACAAGCUAUGCAGUUGCAGCAACAACAACAACAGGCGCUGGCCCAGCAACAGCAUCCGCCAAAUUACGGUCCACCACAAGCCCAGUAUCCCACCGCGCAGUCACUUCAGCCUCCGGGUCAGCUUCCGCCAGGACCUCCUCAGCACCCGGGUUACCCGAAUCAACUCCACCACAAUGCCGUGGACUCACGCUUAUCUACUCCGAAUGCCACAGAUCCAGGAGCUGGUAUGCCUACUGGUCAGGCUUCCGCUCCCCCGCAAUCUCCAUCGGCCACCUUUUCUCCUCAUACUGGUGGUCGCACCUCUCCGGUGCCUCACCAAUCCCAGGACGAAGCACAAGUUCAUCCACCAAUUGGUUUAUCAAACGAUGGCUUAGGUGAUGGAGUAUCAAUAACACCGCCGAGUGAUCAGCGUAGAGAUAUCCAUGCUGGACAAUUAUGUAGCGUCGUGCCACCUCUUCCAGACCAGUCAGCGGAAUCCACCACCAGCACUGCUGUUUCGUCCCCCUCUGUAACACGUACUUCGCAAGCAGAUGAGUCCGAUGAUCUGGCAAUUGGGUCGUCUUCUCAAGGAACACCCGCUCCUAGUACGAAACACGAUGAUGAAGUUCAUGAUCAUCGAUCUGUUAAAACUGAAGAUGCAAUCAUUAGUUUUGAAUCUACUCCGCCACCUUCUGCCUCAAUACCUGUUGACCCAAGCCAUAUGCAUUUGGAUGAAUCGUCUGUACGACACCCUAGUGACUGUUCUUAACCACGUCAUUUGCGAUGCGUAUCUAAAUCACUCGUUACUACUCUCGUCAGCGUAUCUCCUCUCUCAUAUAUCUUGUAUCUAGGUUACUCCUUUGUUCUGUGUAAUGGUUCGAAUUUUCGAUCAUUUUCCAUGGCAACACCAUGCUUAUUGGAUACU